CUCCAGUGUGUAUAUCGAAUACGGAAUGUAUGGUAAAGUGUACGUUGAUGGUGUUGAGGUUUGUGCUGAUGGAGUAACUAACCACACAUAUGAAGCACUGUGUCAGUCAAAAGGAUAUCAUUACUACUUUUACAACAGUUCUUAUCCAAACUAUCCCUACAGGACACUGGACAUCAACUGCUCAGAUACAUACGUACAAAGCUGUUCUGCAGAAUACAGACCCCAAUAUUGUUCGAAUGCCUUGUACCUGACCUGUGAUUUCCUUGGAAUAAGACUUGUUGGAACUGGGUAUCCAUGGAAAGGCACGAUAGAGAUCAUACAUAAUGGUCAAUGGGGAACCAUAUGUGACGACAGCUUUGAUAAACAAGACGGUGACGUCAUUUGUAAAAUGUUGGGAUAUUCACACUCAAGUCAAACUUACCAAAGUGCACACUAUGGACAAGGGAGGGGUCCAAUAUGGCUGGAUGAUCUAGGUUGCAAUGGAUAUGAGAGUGACGUAGCUUACUGUAGUUCCAGGGGUUGGGGAAGCCAUAAUUGUGGACACUCAGAAGAUGCAGGAGUCGAUUGUACCAACUCCACGAAAAAUGAAUACGAAACUACCACAUAUGAUCCCUGUUAUGGGUAUCAUUGCUACAACGGUGGAACCUGUUUUGUACGAAACAAUGGUUAUCCUGGCUACUACUGUGUUUGCCCAAACGGAUACAGCGGGACAAAUUGCUACUAUGAGACAACGACUUUUGAUCCUUGCUAUGGAUAUCCCUGUCGACAUGGUGGUACGUGUUAUCGCAACUAUGGUUACCCAGGAUACUACUGCGCAUGUGCAAAUGGAUAUACUGGCCAACACUGUGAUGCCUCUUUCGGUUUUUCGGUGGAAAAUGCCAUCUCUGUUGCAUGUACGGAUAAUACCUGGGACAUUUCCGUUUACCUGCCAUCGUUCUACAACAGGUACCCCGACUUCAAUUCCAAUGACAUUUAUUUAGGAUCUGAUAGUUGCACUGGCUACGUGAAUGGGAAUUACCUCCACUUCCGGUCUGAUUAUUCCGCCUGUGGCACUGUCACAAGGACGCUUACUGAUCAUGUUGUGUAUACCAAUCAAUUAGUCUAUGCCCUUCAUGAUCCAAACCAUCAUUACAUUGUUCAUGAAUAUCGAUUCCGUGUUCCCGUGGAUUGCUAUAUGAAAAGAAAUGAAGAAGGAUCCGGUCAUUUUAAUCAUGGUCAUGACGUCACAAUUCCUGCAGCUCAUCACGUGACAGGGUCGACACAUCACAGUGUUCAUUUACAGUUUUACACGGAUUCUACAUUCCGAUACACAAAGCCUUUAUAUGGAUCUAGAGUUGGCGAUAGAGUAUACGUUAAGGCCUAUACCGAUGUGAGAGACUACAAUCUUAAAAUGAGAAUUUCUGAUUGUUUUACAACGCCUACUUCAUCGUCAUUCUCAAGCUUGAAAUAUUUCAUCAUUCAAAACGGAUGUGUUAUUGAUCCUAAUGCCAGAAUACUUUCGCAAACAACACACGAAACAAGGUUUUAUUUCCAAGACUUUGAAUAUUCCACCAAUCACGAUUCUCUAUACCUUCACUGCAAUGCUACGUUUUGUAAAUCGAAUGACUAUAGCAAUUCAUGUGAGCAAACCUGUCAACGUGCCAGAAAGAGAGUAGGAGGGGGUAACAUUUUAUAUGAUGGUCCAGUGGACUCUGUGACAGUUAAUAACGCUGUCAGAUUGACACAAGCUGAUGGCACUGGAAGUUCAAGCAGAAGAGGCAGUUCUACCGUGAUAGCGGUUCUCUCUGUUGUGUUUGGAAUAAUCUUUAUAACCUUAGUCACCUUCAUGGUUCUAGGGAAGAUAAAGAGAAUCAGACAAAAGAAAGCACAAGUUGUUUAGCAUAGACGGAUGCUCUGAUUUCACCAUGACCAAGUCAUUAUCCUAGAUCAAUUUAAAUUUGUGAUUUGAACUAUUUUCUUCCAA
Molecule: messenger RNA, 1963 nt
Organism: Saccostrea echinata
Lineage: Eukaryota; Metazoa; Mollusca; Bivalvia; Ostreida; Ostreidae
Product: deleted in malignant brain tumors 1 protein-like
Exons: 10
Coding region: 26-1879 (617 amino acids)
Cellular component (GO): membrane
Source: RefSeq, a predicted model, not a curated record